Molecule: messenger RNA, 2649 nt
Organism: Canis lupus familiaris (dog)
Lineage: Eukaryota; Metazoa; Chordata; Mammalia; Carnivora; Canidae
Gene: ACSS1
Product: acyl-CoA synthetase short chain family member 1
Exons: 14
Coding region: 1-2043 (680 amino acids)
Cellular component (GO): mitochondrion
Molecular function (GO): acetyl-CoA synthetase activity; AMP binding
Source: RefSeq, a predicted model, not a curated record
AUGGCUGCGCGCGGCCUGGGGCGCGGCCUGGGGCUGCUGGUGCGCGGCCUGUGCGGGCGGCCGGGGCGGCCGGGGCGGGCGGGGCGGGCGGGGCGGGCGGCGCGCGGGCUCAGCGCCUCCCCCGCGGCCGCGCAGCCGGGCUCGUACGAGGCACGGAGCGCCCUGGCCGCGCGGGAGCCCGCCGCCUUCUGGGGGCCGCUGGCGCGCGACGCGCUGGUGUGGGACGCCCCGUACCACACCGUCUGGGACUGUGACUUCGGCAGCGGCAGGAUCGGCUGGUUCCUGGGAGGCCGGCUGAACGUGUCCGUCAACUGCUUGGAUCAGCAUGUUCAGAAGUCCCCGGAGAGUGUUGCUUUGAUCUGGGAGCGGGAUGAGCCUGGAACUGAAGUGAGGAUCACAUACAGGGAACUGCUGGAGACCACAUGCCGCCUGGCCAACACGCUGAAGAGACAUGGAAUCCGUCGAGGGGACCGUGUGGCCAUCUACAUGCCUGUUUCCCCACUGGCGGUGGCUGCAAUGCUGGCCUGUGCCAGGAUUGGAGCCGUCCACACCGUUGUCUUUGCUGGCUUCAGUGCAGAGUCCUUGGCUGGGAGGAUCAAUGAUGCCAAGUGCAAGGUGGUCAUCACCUUCAACCAAGGACUCCGGGGAGGGCGCGUGGUGGAGCUGAAGAAGAUCGUGGAUGAAGCCGUGAAGCACUGCCCGACCGUCCAGCAUGUCCUGGUGGCUCACAGGACGGACAACAAGGUCCACAUGGGGCAUCUGGACAUCCCUCUCGAGCAGGAGAUGGCCAAGGAGGAUCCUGUGUGUGCCCCAGAGAGCAUGGGCAGUGAGGACAUGCUUUUCUUGCUGUACACUUCAGGGAGCACUGGGACGCCCAAGGGACUCGUCCACACCCAGGCGGGCUACCUGCUGUAUGCUGCCCUAACACACAAGCUUGUGUUUGACUACCGGCCAGGUGACGUCUUUGGCUGUGUGGCUGACAUUGGCUGGAUCACAGGACACAGCUAUGUGGUGUACGGACCUCUGUGCAAUGGAGCAACCAGCGUCCUUUUUGAGAGCACCCCGGUUUACCCCGAUGCUGGUCGAUACUGGGAGAUGGUGCAGAGGUUAAAGAUCAAUCAGUUCUAUGGGGCCCCGACGGCUGUCCGGCUGUUGUUGAAAUACGGCGACUCCUGGGUGAAGAAGUAUGACCGCUCUUCCCUGAGGACCCUGGGGUCAGUGGGAGAACCAAUCAACUUCGAGGCUUGGGAGUGGCUCCACAAAGUGGUGGGGGACGGCAGAUGCACGCUGGUGGACACCUGGUGGCAGACAGAAACGGGUGGCAUCUGCAUUGCACCACGGCCCUCAGAAGAAGGGGCAGAGAUCCUCCCUGGCAUGGCGAUGAGGCCUUUUUUUGGCAUUGUCCCAGUGCUCAUGGACGAGAAGGGAAAGGUCGUGGAGGGUGGUAACAUCUCCGGGGCUCUGUGCCUGUCCCAGGCCUGGCCAGGCAUGGCCAGGACCAUCUAUGGAGACCACCAGAGAUUCAUGGAGGCCUACUUCAAGCCUUACCCAGGCCACUACUUCACUGGUGAUGGGGCAUACCGGACAGAGGAUGGCUACUACCAGAUCACAGGGCGGAUGGAUGACGUCAUCAACAUCAGUGGCCACAGGCUGGGGACGGCAGAGAUCGAGGAUGCAAUGGCUAACCACCCUGCUGUGCCAGAGACUGCUGUCAUUGGCUACCCGCAUGACAUCAAAGGAGAGGGUGCAUUUGCCUUCAUCGUGUUGAAGGACAACACAGGUGACACAGAUGCAGUGGUGAAGGAGCUCAAGUCAGCAGUGGCCACCAAGAUUGCCAAGUAUGCUGUGCCCGAUCAGAUUCUGGUAGUGAAGCGUCUUCCAAAGACUCGGUCUGGAAAAGUCAUGCGGAGGCUCCUGAGGAAGAUAAUCACAGGCAGAACUCAAGAUCUGGGGGACAUCACCACCCUGGAGGACCCCAGUGUCAUCACAGAAAUCCUGAGUGCCUACCAGAAAUACAAAGACAAGCAAGCUUCCUCUCAGUGAGGAGCUCUGGUCAAGACCCAGUGUCCACACCCCUAACAGAAUGUAGCUCUCAGAUUUGCUUAUUUCCUGCUAUCUCAGAAGCAGUACUCUCCAGAGCAUAACCCAUACUGCCCCAAUGUGAAGCCUAUGCUAAGCCUUGCCUUCUUUCUGCUGAGAACCAUGAAGAGGUACUAUCAGACAUGCUUAUUAGCAUUUGUUCCCCUUGUCCCAAAUUUGGUUUCCUGGAAUGAAAAGCCAUGGUCAUCUCCAUUUCUGUUGCCUCCAGACAGCACAGGAAGGUGAAAAGCCUGGUAAAGCAUGUCUGCUUAGAUCACAGAACUAGAAGCAAUGUUUUUUUCCGGAUGUUUCUAGAUACAAAAAGGCAGAAAUUUUAUUUUUAUACUUUUAUAAUUUUGGAAGAAUGUGCAAAUACACACAUGUAGUGUGUAGAUUUAUAUGUACAUGUUCUUCGUAACAUUUAGAGUUAUGAAAAUCUCCUUUUGUGCCUUUGCUUAUGGGGAAAUAUGGAGGUCAGAGGAUGAAUUUUUAAUGUUUGGCAUACUAAGGAAUCUGUAUUGGAAAUGUCUGUAUCUCUGUCUAAAUAUAGCUAUCUUGAUAACUUUCAAA